Colletotrichum aenigma is the source of this 393-nucleotide messenger RNA. RefSeq lists its product as uncharacterized. The transcript is spliced from 3 exons. The record is from RefSeq and is a predicted model, not a curated record. Bases 1 to 393 code for a protein of 130 amino acids. Lineage: Eukaryota; Fungi; Ascomycota; Sordariomycetes; Glomerellales; Glomerellaceae.
AUGUUGCAUUUAGGUAUUGUGCAACGCGACAGGACAUGCCCCGGCUCAGUCGCCCGGACAAGUGUCAUUUGUCAAUCAUCAGUCGGCGGCGGCACUGACAAGCAAGUACUUACACUUUCGCAUCAAGACACGAACAAGAGCAAGACACCGGCUCCCGUCUGCCUUGACACCAUGUCUCUCGCCGAUGUAACGAAGAACGAACAUUGCCAGAACGGAGGAAUGGUGGAGAAGGCGAACCACUCUGAAGAUGCUACCAGCCUGAGCCACGCACUUACACACACCUGUGCACCUCGGACACCUCCAGCCUCUAUUGGAAGAGACCGCCUCCAUCCUUCCUGCAAGGGACCGCGUCAGGCACCCGGCUCGUUAGUCAGGCCGCGGCUCACUUCCUGA